This is a messenger RNA of Durusdinium trenchii, 1293 nucleotides long. The record is from the annotation of a GenBank genome assembly. NCBI's taxonomy places the organism in Eukaryota, Dinophyceae, Suessiales, Symbiodiniaceae.
AUGGAUUUGCUUCCAGGUCCCCGACCGGCCUGGGAUCUGACUUCGCAUGACCUGCUUCACAUGACCUACUUGCAGAAGGCCCAUGUCUUCACAUACGACCGCUGCUGCCGGGUACCAUUCACAGAGAUCAGCCAAAUGUUGCUCUCGCGCUGGCCGGCCCUGGCGCGCGCACAGGAACGCUGGCCGGCGCGGCUCAAGAGCACGCGCAGGGGCCGCUGGAGGUGGCGUGCCCUUGCCGAUUUGGCUGCGCAGCAGCUGGAACGCGCUGGGAGAAAGGUCAACGAUGGAGACUUCAUCUCCGCCGUGGCCGAGCUUUUGGUCUUCUACACCUGGCGCCUCCGCGCGAACCGCGCCGCAGCUUCGAGGGACUUCGACCGCUCCAGUCGAACAGUGGAGCUGCGAACCUGGAGACGGCUUCGGAGGGCCAUGGAGGCUCAAAGGGCGGGGCCUUUUGAGGCUUGCGCAUGUGCAGGGAAAGGCUAUGACAUGCUCAUGGCUAUGAGGGACAACAUCAAGAGGCUCUGGCUGCACCAUGCCAAUUUCUCCAAGUUUCUCACCACUCCAUCUGAGCCUGCGCACUAUCUUUCGAUCCUCCAAUCCUGUGCGAAUGAAGAGGUCUCCGCGCACGCACUGGUCUAUUUCCAGCAGACCUCCCUCCAGACGAACUGUGUCUCCGGGGACGUGGCGAGCAACAUCGCAGUGGCACAAGCAUGCAUUCUGCAGGGCCGCUGGGAUCGUGCAGCCGAUUUGCUCUUGUUGGCCUUUGCGUUGGUCGUCUUGGCACCUUGGAGGGAUUGUUUGAGCUUGAGUUUCUGGGACAUCACUGCUGAUGAUGUGGUCUACAACGCUGCACGCUUGGCCAGCAUGAGCAGCAAUAAUGCCAAGCAGCGGCCGCAUUUGGAUGCACCUGCCGCAGUGCAGCUCCUCGCCUGGCGUCGCCCAGAAGGCACGGCACUGCUGCCACGGCACCUGACACGGCGCGCCCAGUGUUUUGGGCCGGCACGGCUGAAGCAGGGGGUGUGUUUGAACGCUGGAAAGAUUCUUGUUCCUCAAUGGUUUGGAAGCGCUGUAAGGGCGGCCUUGUGUACGGAGUUUGGGGCUUUAGAUGGAGAAUCCUUGGUCCAAGAGAUCGACUGGAACCAAUGGAUCUCGCGGCGCACCUGGAGCUCGACCUCGGACGCGGAGCUGGUGCCGACGGAGCCUACGACAGCGGAGUGUUCGGAUGUUCCGGUUUCAUCCGAGCCAAGAGGCUUUUCAUCCCGUGAAAACCAAAUAAAUAAAACUGAUAGCUGA